Molecule: messenger RNA, 5173 nt
Organism: Neodiprion virginianus
Lineage: Eukaryota; Metazoa; Arthropoda; Insecta; Hymenoptera; Diprionidae
Product: cilia- and flagella-associated protein 61-like
Source: RefSeq, a predicted model, not a curated record
UUUCCCCGCGUUCAACUCACCGCGCAUCGGCGUAACGAUCUACUGAUCAGUCCGGCGCGCGCCUCUGUCGAGUGUGGUUGUACGUUCGUUCGUCUCUUCUAAUUCGCGAAAAUCGUGCAGGAUAAAUUGACGAUCCAAGCGCUUUUCAAGUUCGACGGAUUCACCGAUUUGCAGAUUCGAGAAAUAAGCGAUCAAAGAACAAACACUUCCGUGAACCGUGAAACAUUAUAACAACUGCCAAUGAAGAUCGUGUGACUAUCUUCAAGCGGAAUGCGAUUAUAACCAUGGACAGUUGUUAUUUCCAUUCGCUUCUCAAGUAGAUCAAGCAUGAGGUUUAUUUAUUGAUAACCCCUUCAGUGGAUGCGUGUAGUGCCUACUUAAGUUUUGAGCCGAGCCCGAUUUCAUAACCUGACGGUAAAAAGAACAACUGGAAAAAUACUUUCUCUCUCCUGGAGUGAAAAUUCGUCGGGCUUACGUCUUGCGUUCACGUCCGAAGCGUGGAACAGGUCACAAUGAACACCAUGUGGCUGGAUGAGCCACCGAUGUAUGGGUGCCACUAUUGCAAGGAUCAAAGGCGUGAAGAAAUCCCCGGCAUCCUGAAAUGGCGGCGAACCCAAUUUGGGGACGUCCAAAGACUUUAUGAUUUGACGCGCAUGAAGACUUACGACGUCUUCGGAAACGUCGAUCCAGCGUCAAUCUUCGAGAACUCGUGCUUGUCCCUCGUGCAGAUCAACGCGGUUAACGAGGUGGUCACCAACAUAUCCCUGUGCAAUUACCCAAACAUUCCUUCUGUAUCGCCUGAUAGUUGGGUUGAAUGGAUAUCCCGUCAUUACGGAAUGCAAGCAGUGACGGAACGUAACACGUUGUUCAUUCACAUGCUGCUUUGGGAUAUUCGUUACAACGACGAAUUCUUCAAACGACUUUUAGACUCGGUAUUCAUUUCCAGUAUUCACACUACCCACGUGAUUUUGGUUAUGCCGCCAUGGGUGGCGCCGGUUGGAUUCAUGGAGGAACAGAUGACGCGAAUUGUUCCCAUUGGUCAAACCGACAGCUACCGAAUACAGGCGCUUUACAUCAGCCUUCGUCACAUGCACUCUCCAAGACUGAAGAUCCGGCGUGUCGUCGAAGAGGACAACGACGACAUUAUUCCAAUUCUUGACCGAGAGUCCCAGCGGUUCAAGGAACUCUACGGAGAGUUUUACAUCAGUGAGAUGAUGCGAUAUCCAGAUGGUCUGCGUCAACUCGUAGUGGCCGAAGUCGACGGUCUCGCAACCGGAGUUUUGUGCCUCAAUAAAAUCGUAGACAUCGAGGCUUUGAAUCAACACUUUGAACUCGCGCCUUAUCACGGACUUCACAAGCCUCAUCCAUCCGACAAAAUUUACAGUGAAAACGACCACCAUGUUACAAGCGACAUCUUAUUUCCCACCGACGAGCUCCAGAAGAAAGAUCGCUUCAAGGUCAACGCGAUGUCGAAUUCCUCGACAUUUAAUGGUUUAACGGAGGAAACGGAUGAAGACUGGUUCUACAGAGAUAGGAACGAGACUGAAUGCUCGUGUUCCGACGACGGUGAUGCCUGCAGUAAAAUAUUUUCCGACGCACCCUGUCCAUCGUGUCAAAAAACUGAGUCAACCUCUGUUCUCUGGACAUCGGCGAGCUCUGAGGAUUCGGAAAGCUUUGGUAAGGGAAUUGGAUCAGGCCGUGGAUCAUUAGCGCGCGGAAAAACGAGUCGAACUUACGUCCAACUCAAGAGAUCGAAAGAUGCAAUGGUGAGAGAUGCGACGAUGAACUACCAACACAUUUAUUAAUGCACCUUGUUCAAACUUACACAGAAGGAAAAGUCGACCUCGAUAUCCAAUUACAAAUUCAGGAAUGAAACCACCAGUGACGACACUAAAUCUGUUGAGAGUAGAACCAUCUCCAGAGCUAUAGAAAUGGAAAGAUUGUCGGUCUGGCGAUCUAUAGAAUCCGUUAGCGUGGCUCAGGAAGCUCUUUAUAAAAGAGUCACCGCAUUUACGCUCGAUGUGAGGACGAGCCAAGCUCUAUCAGCUUCCGAAAAAAGUAGUUCUCGAUCGAUCGUUCGACCGCCAGCCGAUCCCUUUCCUUCAGGCCCAAAAAAAGGUUCCGUUUUGCCCAGCAAGGUGCGACUCGAUAUGGGAACCAAAGAUGAUUCUUUAGCCGAGGAAGAGGAAACAAAUCCUACUGACGUUAUCAUCGAAAUUAGCCCGCAAAAAAUCAUCCACAAGGAGAUAAAUUGGCUGCCCAUUUAUCGCGGUCAAAUAAACGCCUUUACCCUCGAAUUAUUCAGCAUGAAGGAUGACGUCGAUGAGAGAUUGGCCCACGAUUAUCUUGAGGCAGUUUUCGAAUGCUUUCCUGAUGAGGAAUACUGUGUCGUUCUGAUACCACCAUUCUUUCCCACGUUUCCGCUGCUGCAGAGUUUUGUGCGUGUUCCUCUGCGAUUCAACAAAGAUUAUCCUUUGGUAAUGUACCUCGCGCAUCGUGCAAGCGUCAUUGGAAAUUUUAGAACCAGGGAAGCUGAUCCGAGCGACGUAACCCGGGCUGAGGAGCUGCUGGCUGGUGUUCCUAAACGAAGUCAGGUCAUCAAAGAUCUGGAAUCUGCUCUAGAGAAGGACUCGCUUUAUCUAGCCUACGUGUUUCUGUGCGAAGAAACACUCGUCGGAUUCGCGAUACUGCGCGUGGAAGAAGAGAUCGAAUUCAUACGUAGUCAUUAUCAGAUAGAAGACCAUAUCUCGUUUGACAAUGUACCCAUUGAUUCCCACGGACGGAUAAUUCACCUGACGAUGAUGCCAAUUUUCGCAAAUCUUCAUCGCUACUUCUUUCUGGAGCUCAUGCGGCUCAGUGACAAACGCGCUUUGUACUAUCGCCUGUAUCACAGUGACGCCAGUGCCUUGACGCGGGCAGAACCGUUGGUUACGUUUCUGGGUGAAAUGAUUCCCGUGACGCCUAGAAGAAGGCUGAAGUAUUGCCUGGAUAAUUACCCUGAUGCCCAACCAGCCGAUUACGUUCUUCAAGAAAGUGCGGAAAAUUUCGCUCUUUACAUGAUGGUACCACGAAUCGCCAGAAUUCAAAAACUCGACGUCAAUGUCAGAGUAAUCGUCGUAGGUGCUUCGGAUUGCGGUUUAUCCGUGUUGGAGACCCUGGCCUUUGGACCAAAUGCCUCGACCAUCAGCUUCACCAAUCUGACCCUGAUAUCUCGGGAUGGAAUUCCGUUCGAAAAUCGGCCUGACGAUAUGGAGAAAAACGAGCUACCCUUUAAGGGUCGCUACUCUCGUGACUACAGACACCUUAUUGGCACCAGGGCCUGGAUCAACGUGGUCCACGGGACGCUCACUGCCAUUAACAGAAAGGAUAAAUUCGUCAAGAUAUCGAGUAUGGGAGCCCUCUCUUACGAUUACUUGGUCCUCGCAUGCGGACUUCAAUACCAACGACCAAAAUUCCUGAAAGAGUUGAGAGCGGAGAAAAAAGGAAACUUCAACAAUUACCCAACCCCGGAAAACUGUUUGACCAUUAACACUGAACGAGACGCUGCUAAUUCCCUCAACUACUGUCAACGUGUCGUUACGGAUAAUCCGGCGUGCUCAGUCAUCCUUUAUGGAAAAAAUAUCGACUGCUACUCAGCACUGGCCAUGCUGCUAAAGUCGGACUUGAGACCAGAUAAUAUAACGUUGGUUGAACCGGCUGUGCAAGCAUGCGAUACUGAAAAUUCCAGCUUUCUAUCCAACGACGAGGUCGAAGAAGCGGUGAUCAAAGCCACUAAAGAAUCAGGUGUCAACAUAGUGCCAGGCGGAGAUUUGGUGGACUGGAUUCUCGAAGAGGAUGAAGAGGACGUUUUUAUCGUCUCGGUGAUAAUAGAGCAAGGUGGCGAGCUCCGGGAGCUAGUUUGCGAUGUCCUUUUCAAUUUUAAGAAGAAAACCAUCAACACCAACACAUUUCUCGCCAUUUGCGAAAGUGGUCUCGUCUUCGACGGAGCUCUUGUCAUAGACCCGGAAUUCCAAACGAACGAUCCUUGCAUUUUUGCUGCCGGUACAAUGACCAAGUAUUCGAGAAAAUUCUACGCCGAUGAAGUCGCCCACAAGUAUUACGACCUCUUCGAAGUCGGCGAAAAGGUUCGACCUCCUUUCCUUGCCAAUACUUUUCUCGGAGUACACAGAGUUAUGAUCAGUGCCCUUUGUUCCCGUCUUAAGCUGGGCCAGAAACUUAGGGAUAUCAUAUGUUCUGAAAAUGGUGCCAAGGCUAACGAAGCACCGUUGUCGAAGUUGGACAUGAUGCUGCCCAUAUUUAAAAAACCGAUAGUAACGUCCUGCCGACUACCUGGCGACUACUAUUACCUCAAUAUAAAACGACCCGGGAAUUUGAUCUGGGACGAUGUUAACGACGUCGUCAUGAUUACCGGAAGCCCAAACUCUAGUAUCGGGUAUUUUCAACUUCACCUCAACCAGUUCGACACCGUUGAAAGCAUAACCUGCCUCAGCAGAAAGGAGUUCGAGGUCGAAAAUUACAUCAGUUUGUACGGCAAGCAUCAGAAUCUUCUUAACGAUCUCAAGAUGCGGUUUCAAAACUCGAUGAUUCCCGAUUUAUACUCGUACUUUCGUGAGCCAUGGGCUGUCGCUCUGUUCCUUGACAGAUUUGACCUUCUUCGUGCUGAGAAUAAAGCCAUCCUUCAGUCUCCUACGGUUAGCAAAAAUCCCCCGAACCCAUGUCAUCAAAAAUAUCAUCGAUUCUUCUGUAUAUUCACUUUACCACAGGUGGUUUGCGACGACGCGCUGAUAAACGAUUGCACGAAGGCAUUGAUGAAGUCGAAAUGGGAAGCGAUGAAGCCGGAAGAUCAAGAGAUGAUCGAGGCUCGUUACGCUGGCUCCGCUUAUCAGGAGGAACUUGAAAACAAUUUGAUCGAUUUCCUCCAGCACUCCGAAGCCCAUCUUCCCAUGUACUGCAAUCCACGUUUCCUCAGGCGCUUUAUGGACGAUGUCGAAAAGCUCCAAGGCGAUCCCUUGUUCCCCAAACUAGACAUCUGGAUCCAAUGACUUAAUUCCGAUUACCGAUCGCUGUCGGAAGUGAGAGAGUCGAUACGGGUGUCAUAUUCCUCGUGCCAGAGUCCCUUCUGUAUCGGUGGCAAUAAAUUAACGAUCAUAACUCAAUAAAGCGUCUAGGAAAA